GCAUGUUCCAGUAAACAAUCAGCUGAGGAGCUUCAGGAGCAUGGUUUUGAUGAUCCAGAGAGCACUCUGUUGAAAGCUGUCCUACUUCAAGUUGUGUGUCUUUAUCAAAAGGUUGUUCCACAUCUUGUGACUCAGAGUACAUUUGACUUCAGCAAACUCCUUAAAGGGAUUGUGACAGAAAAAGGCAUAGGAAAGGAAGUACCGCCAGUCCUACAGUACCAAAUAUUGCAGCUCUCCCUGGAGCUUCCUGCCAGCAAAUUUUCUUGGUUCAGGUUCCAGGAUAUAUCAGAUACAAAAGAAACUAGUGAAGAAAAGUCUGUAUUUUAUUUGCUACUUAAAAUGUUUGUGACAAACAGGAACACACACUUAAAGACGUCAACAAAGUUGCUGAUUCUUAAGGUUUUGAGAGACAGUGGUGUGUUUGAAUACACGUGGAAAGAGCUGGAACUGUGGUUGAAACAUCUUGUGCUUUUGCCAGAAUCUGAACAGGAGACAGUAAUCCUGUUUUUGGAAAGAGUUCUAAUAAGAGUAGUGUCAAACCCAUACCCGUAUACAGACAAAGCAGCAUCGCUUGUGCAAGAAGCAGCUAUGCUUCAGGCCAACUUAAGUGGACAGGAAGGCGAUGCUGUCAGUAUACCCAUCUCACACAUUGAUGAUGUUCUGGAUAUGGUAGACGUCAUUGUAGAGGGCAGUGAGGGUUUGGAUGAGGAGAUUGGGUGUACUCUCAAUGAAGAUAUGAUCCUGCAGACAUUUCCGUUCAGUGCUGUAGUUCCAGCAGCCUUGGAAGCCAGAAAUAAAUUAGCAGUGAUUUCCAACGGUGAAAUAGAUGUUGUUCUUGAGUAUGUCCUCUCAGUCCUAACCGAUAUCCUGCACACGCAACGUGAUCCUCUUCCCCUGUGCUUGACCAUUCAGCUCUAUGACAAAGAAAUUGAUUCAUCAGAGUCCAAAGCUAAAACUAUGUCUGUUGUGAAGUUCUAUCAGUACUACAGUCACUGGAUACCAGCACAAGCAAAGGAAACACUGUUUAAGGAGUCUGGGGCACCUGCUUCGUGUCUUCCUGCCCCCCAUGGUUCAUUUUCCAGCUUGUUGAAGAAUACCCAUGGCAAAGAUGCUAACUGCUUGUCGCAAGACCAGUUUAAGGAUAUUUUAGGAGAAGCUGUUUCUACACUUAAACAUAAUGAUUUACCAGUGGCAAUCAAACACGUUAUGCUCUACAUAAAAACAUGUGUAGACAACUUUAAAAAAUUUACCAAAAGUGCUGGAGUUGCUUUGCUGAGCUUCUAUAUGAACCUGCUGAGAUCACUAAUACACAGACUUGAAUAUUCAGAGGAACCCCCUGAAUCUAGUACUGCAAAUGCCCAGGAAGAACUGGAUCUCUUCAUGGACUGUGAUUCUCUUACUGUGGGACAACCUGACAAAGAAGAGGAGCUGGUAGAUAUGCUUGCAUCCAUUUUUAAGCACCCUACCCUGGACCAGUGGUUUAUGUCUAUGGAGCUGGAGACACCACCACCGCACAACCUGAACCCUGUCAGCAUCAGACUGCUUUCUUCACAGUUAAAUGCUGAAAUCCUAAGGCUACUGGAGUUGAGUGCCCCCAUGCUGCAACGCCUAGGUCACCUUGAUUUAAUAUCAAAAUACAUGAGUGCUAUAGAAAAGAGUAUUUUGAAAGAAUUGGCAGCUGAAAAGUCUGGUGGUCGAAAUAAAAGGAUCCAUGGUAAGAAGUCUCAGCCAAUGGAAGGGCUUGAGGCACUUCACCCUUAUAUGGAGGCCACUCAGCUGAAAGAAGUUGUGUCAUCCAUGCUGAUGUUACCGGAAGAGAGUUUGACUGUUGCAGACCAUGAAGACGAAACUGUGAAGAAGCUUAGCACAUACGGACUAACUUUGGUUCAGGUCUUAACUGAAAACUGUCAGCAGUCCAGUCGGAAUGAGAUCUUGUUUUUAUCAAGUGAACAGUUUAAAGGUGUGGGAAGCUUGCUACAGUCCUGUACUAGUGAAGAGUUGGAUAAAGUUAUUCUUCAUGCUUUGCAGAGAGACCCUGUCUUCGCACAGCUCAUCCAAACAGACGUGCUUAUUUACUGCCUCAAUCACAUGACUGAAACCUGUCAGUUGAUUGCAGCCUUCCUGAUCCAGCACUGUAGAAUUCAUAUGUUACAGUUUGAGAUGUGGUGCAUGAACCCUGGAUGCAAGAAGCUUCUCAGUAACAAUUUGGAGGCCUUUCUUUCACUCAUCAAUGUGUAUCUGAAAUAUGGAAGCCAAGAAGACAUCACAAGGCCAAAAUAUGUACGCACCCUGGUAAUAACAGUACUCAAAGAAGCCUUGUUGAAGAAACUAGUCAACAGUGUGCUGUCUGAUGCUGCUGCCAAUGGACUGGCACUGCAGCUGGAAGUCCUCUGUAGUCUGAUCCAGUUUUCAGGCUCCAUGCAAGAUUUAGCUGAUGUCAUCAGUCAGUUACCCACGCUCUUAGAGAAAACCAAAAACUACAAAAGGUGGCAGUUAGUCGACAGUGUUUCCAAGAGACUUGACACCUAUCAGGAAGACCAGUCUAUCUGGAAGAAAUCCUUGCUGACUGCCUCUGCCAAGUGGCUGAUUAAUUCUUACUCCAGCAGAAAAAAGCAAGAGGAAGAAAUGAAAGAGGAGGAGAAAAACAUGCUUCUCAGGCUUCAGGAAUUAGUGCUUUCUUUUGGUGAAGUUACUGCAGGGGACUGGAAUAAUUUUGUGAAGUCAGGUCUUAAGUACCGCUACAGCGAUCCAGCUUUUCUGGAAGUGCUUAACAGUCUGUUGACCCUGCUGUAUAAAUCUGAUGACACUCCGAAAGAUUUAUUGCCCUUACCCAUGAUACAUAUGAUGAUAAUGAACCAUUCCUUGUUUCUGCCAACUAUGUUGAAGACUGUAGAAGAGCAGGAUGUGAAUCCUCAAUCAAAAGAUGCAUUGGUGGAUGUAUUGCUUACACUGGUAAAGAGCUGUGCUUCUGUUUGUGAAAGUAGCCAUUUUGCUGUUCUUUUGGGGGCUUAUGGAGCAACUUUAAGUACCACAGAUCAGAAAUUGUUACUGCUUCUUCAGGAGUAUGAAAGAAACAAUGUCAGCCUGGCUGAAUUUAGACUGCUAUUGUGGGGGCCAGCGGCAGUGGAACAUCACAAGGCCAGGAAGAGUUUGGGGAAGUCCCUCUGGCAGCAGCCCAGCACAGAGGAGAUCCUGGCCUUGUUCAACAGGGAAAAAAUGCUUCACACUAUACUGCAUUUUCCUCAGCACCGACGCAUCAUUCCUGAGGAAGGGAAAGAGAUGCUCUUUAAGGAUGACCGUAUCAAGGACCUGGACGCUCUGUAUGACCCCUGUUUCUUGUUGACACUCUUUAGUGCACUGAUCAAACCAGAGUCAGUGGUAGAUUGUUACAAGUUUGUGGAGAUGAAUGCUUUGGGAGUGACUGUAGCAGCUCUUAGCAGUUAUGAUCCUAAAGUAAGAGCGGCAGCUUAUCAAGUCCUGGGAUCUUUCUACCUUCACCUAGAGGGUGCUCGCUUUAGAGAGAAAAGACAGUUGCUCUAUCUGAUGGACGCAGUGAAGAACGGUAUUAGACAACAAAAUCUUAGGUUAACGUUCUCACUGGCAGUGUACAUUGCCAAAGUUGCCCAGCAAAUGCUGAAACCAGAGGAACACAUGUAUCAGAUAGUCAACAAAUUUCUUCUCUCCCAUCAAUAUUUGGAUCUGAAAAAAGUCCCUGGAUUCUUUAAGCUCUUUUACAGUUUUGAUUUGGAGCACAAAAUAGAGCGUAACUGGGUUCUUGCUCUGCUGACUGAAGGAUUAAAAGACAGGGAUUGCUAUGAGCUGUAUAAUCAUCAGAGAAUUUUCCACGUCCUCUUAGCAUUCUUCAAUAGCCCUCUCUGUGAUGAGUCUGCUCAGAAUCAAAUAUUGAACGUCUUGCAACAAGCUGCCCAUGUGACCAAGGCUGCAUAUGAGCUUAUUCGAGAUCACAGCCUGUUAACCUGGGUGUUGCAAAUCCUGGAGAAGAGGAUUAUAGAAAACAAGUUACUUUCAAGCAUUAUUUCUCUGGUGCACAACCUCUGGAAUACAAACUUAGGAGAUAAAGAGAAUGAUGAUUCUGAUGAGUCUUUACUUGAGAAGAAAACCCACAGGACAGCUAAGUUCCUACCUCUGCCAUUGAUAAAUGAAUUUCUGGGUGUGCUCACUGUUCUUAUCAGACAUAUUUGGACAAACAUUGAAUUUCAGACGUUGGCUCAGCUUUUGAAAACAUUGAGUUCAGUGCUGAAGCAUCGCACAGCCGCUCUUGAUGCCUACAAAGAAACUGGAAGAAUUGUCCUUAAGGAAAGGACUCUGUCAGGCACAGAGGUGCUCAUGCUUUUGCAUAAGUGGAGUUUAGUGUCCAAUGAUGUUCAUCUACUGCAACCAUUGCUAACUGUGGCCAAAAAAUACAAAGUGAAGGACUUGCUGAAGACUGUAAAGGAAAGAAGUCGCAGCAGAGGCUCCUUUUUACACAGUCGCAGGAAUGUUGAAGACCUAGCUGAAGAGGAAGCAACAGGAGAGCUGCAGAAGUCCUCCUUGGAAAUAUGUGAACAAUUCCUGAGAACCGCUUUCAUUCAUUGGGAACCAGUCAUCCAUUCUGUUUGCCUUUCAAGUGAUGGUUCAGGACAGAUGUCUGACCUGCCUGUGAAGGAAAACAAUACCAGCAACCUAGCCUGUGCUACUGCUUACCUAGUAGUUAAAUGGGAGCUGAACUCUAUUGUUGGCUGCCAGCUGAAUUCAAACCAUUUAUUGUUGUUUCUGAAGUGGUUUCAAAAAAACAUUUUGCCACACAGUUCAGUUGUUGAAGAAAUUCAUAGAGACAGUUCCAUGAGGCUUAACUUCCUGAAACUUUACCACAGAGCCGCAGAACUUGCGGAGACGUACAGCAUGGACUUGGACGUCUUUCAUGCGUUUAGCUGUGUAAUGAUUCAGUUGCUAGAAGCCCAGAGUUCAGCUAAAACAAGACUCCAUGAAACUAUCAAGAUGGUAUGCUUACCUAGUGUUAAUGAGGAAGAUAACACAAGGAGAGCUGCAGGAUUAUUCUUGCUUUCGUUCUACAUCCAUGAUGCAUGGUCUGGGGCAGUGGAACAUGAAAUGUUCCUGACCUAUAUCAAACUGGUAACUGAGGCUUCUGAAAAACGAGGGAAGACAGCAAAGACUCCCAAAGGAAAGAAAUCCAAGAAGGGAGACGAAGCAGUUGUGUCUGUUGUAAAGAGAUUUCUUCAUUUUAAGGCACUCUAAACCACAUUAAGUUGUUGUGAAGCCUGCAUACUUUACUUUUUAUUCAACCUGGGUAGAAUUAAACAUCCAAUAUUGUUUCUUUUUUAUUAUUACAAAAAUCAUAGAUGAUGUUUAUCAUAGAGUACGGACACCAACAUUUUAAAGUUUAUACUAAAAGUGCUAUGCAAUUCCUACUAAUAUUUUACAUUACUGUAAUACAUGAAACCAUAUUUUCAUAAACUAGGUUAAUUGCAUACAUGUAAAAUAAAUAAAUAAGCAUACUUAAUUAAAUGGUAAAAUCUAGACGACUUGUAUCAUACUAUAAUUGGGCCGGGGCUGCUGUUAGAGUUGUAGUAGUUACCUCUGAUACCUUUAUUUGUCUAAGAGCUUUACAUUUCAGUGCUAAUCAGCUCAGUGCUGUGGUUCUUGUGGACGGCGUCAUGUUCACAUGUGACUUAUAGAACUUGUGGAGAAGGCUGGUGGUUUACCUCCUGGUUUACAGAUAAACAUUGUUUCCAUGAAAACGUCCUUGUACUCCGAUUCCUAAACGGAAAAGAAAUGCCUUUCUGCUGUGAUAGUCUGGUAUAAUUGUUUAGGUAUGUUUUUCACCAAUUCUUUGUUGUAUGCCAAUACAUGAGCAAGAUUUUGGGGCUGUUUUUGUUUUCUGUUAAAUAUAAUUAUGUCUAAUAGCAGAUGUUAUCUUCAGAUUUUGUUUUCAAGUUUUUCAUUGAAGUCUUAGUUGAAGUUCCCAAAUUGCUUAAACGGUUUUUGUAUAUGGUUAUACUGGAUGCAUUGCUUUUAAAUUGCCAGUAUAACAACAAAUGGUAAUAUGAAAUACAUUUAUUUUUAUAUACUUUGAAUCAAAACUGGCUGCACAGAGGGUGUUUUUUUAUUUUUUAUUAAUUGAUUAUGAAAAUAUGUAAUAAUACAAUCAUGAUCAUUCAUCAAUUGUUGCAGCACUACUCUGGAGCAUGGAAGCCAGUGAUAGCUUUGCCAGUAAACUGCAGUAUUUGGACACAGUAAAUUUGUACAGCACAAUGUACUGUAGCAAGCAUGUCUGAGCUAUAAUACACAAUGGUAUCUAUUAAUAACAUGAGCUACAUGUGCUGUGAUCCCCUCCUGGAGAUAAUAAUGUAAAACCAUUUUUGAAUGAUACCCACAUAGAAUAUAUCGGGCACAUAGUGUGGGUUCUGGUUGUUUUCAUUGAAACGGAAAUCAUUAGUAAAAGCUCUGACAAACUUUUGUUGUAAGUGUAAUCAUCAUAAUCAAGGCUGAACAAAGGUUUUUACAGCAGACUUUGUAAAUCGAUAUUCUCUGUUAAACAUAUGAGUAUCAAGUUUGUUUUGUUUAGCUGACUUGAUCUUGAACUGCCCUGUCUCAACACUGAAUGAAGAUCUACAUCUACACUAAGGUUACAACAAAUAACACAUACCAUCAAUGUGCCAUGUUAGCGUUUGUUUACACUGUGCCCAGUGUUUGUAAAAGUCUAUGGUUAAGAUGAACUAAACAAGGCAAUGUUGGGAUAGUUUCACAGUAUGCAGCAUUAUUUCAUGUUUAGCUUGAAUUUACUCAAUUUAGCAAAUAGACUUUUAAUAAAACAUUUUGUCAAAGUGUUGUCUACUUUGUUUCUUCUGGUGAGGGGAGCUUGUAUGACUUUGCAGAUCCACUGCAGUGGCUUCUAAAGCUGCUAAAUUCCCAUAAGCCAAUUUGGAUUGCAACUUUAUACAGUAGUUUUUGUAUAACGUUGCAAACUUUAAAAUAACUUUCUGGGUAAAAUCUAUUGACACCCAUCACUUUGACCUGUGAACUAAGAUCACUGCCAUGUUGGGGUCAUGUGACUUUCGAAAUGCUAAGUAUCAUUGUUUAAGACAAAACAACACUUUAGUGCCAAUUAUUUUUUAAGUUCCUUUAUAACUGGUAACAGUAUUCUAUUUCAGUGCAGUGACUUUUAUUGUGCCGAUUAACAAUUGACAUCAUGAAGAUGCUGCAAAAUGAUCUGUCGAUCUUGGGCAGGUGUUGUGACUCUUA
Polyodon spathula (Mississippi paddlefish) is the source of this 7263-nucleotide messenger RNA. RefSeq names its product nucleolar pre-ribosomal-associated protein 1-like. Gene Ontology annotation, cellular component: nucleolus. The transcript is spliced from 28 exons. Gene Ontology annotation, biological process: maturation of 5.8S rRNA from tricistronic rRNA transcript (SSU-rRNA, 5.8S rRNA, LSU-rRNA); maturation of LSU-rRNA from tricistronic rRNA transcript (SSU-rRNA, 5.8S rRNA, LSU-rRNA). The coding region runs from base 340 to 5256 and encodes 1638 amino acids. Lineage: Eukaryota; Metazoa; Chordata; Actinopteri; Acipenseriformes; Polyodontidae. The record is from RefSeq and is a predicted model, not a curated record.